AUGGCACCUCACCCACUGGACACCCUUACUGAUUCCUAUUCGACAGUCGCAUCACCGAGCUGUCCAGAGGAGCCUCCUCGUCUUGAAACGGAUCCCACACCACCCGUCGAUCCUAUAACAGUACCUGACCCCGAUGAUGGUGCAGCUACUGAGGAGAACCCUCCUAGCACUACUGCUGUUGCAGUCCAUGCAUCUAGUGACUCCACUGAACCCGUGUGUGGAGAGGAUUGGAGUGAUGCACGUAUAGCGGCCCGAGUUGAGGUGAAGUAUACGUCUGAAAAGGGUAGGUGCAUGUUUAGUCGUGUAGAUGGAGAUCUCAUGCAUCCUGGAGAUAUAGUUUUUGCUGAGUCUCCACUGCAAAUAGUCACACCGGACACCUGCUCU
Messenger RNA from Perkinsus marinus ATCC 50983, 384 nucleotides. RefSeq lists its product as hypothetical. The annotation marks the transcript as partial. The record is from RefSeq and is a predicted model, not a curated record. The transcript has 2 exons. Lineage: Eukaryota; Perkinsozoa; Perkinsida; Perkinsidae.